Molecule: messenger RNA, 1509 nt
Organism: Lachancea lanzarotensis
Lineage: Eukaryota; Fungi; Ascomycota; Saccharomycetes; Saccharomycetales; Saccharomycetaceae
Gene: KAR5
Product: LALA0S01e05666g1_1
Exons: 1
Coding region: 1-1509 (502 amino acids)
Biological process (GO): nuclear membrane fusion involved in karyogamy; karyogamy involved in conjugation with cellular fusion
Cellular component (GO): endoplasmic reticulum membrane
Source: RefSeq, a predicted model, not a curated record
AUGAGAACCAACGUGUGUUUGCAAUUACUGCCUAUCGUUGUUCAUGGACAGCAGUACCAGAGACUUGACCACAUCAGUCGAUCACUUCAAGAAUCGGAAUACACCAGUAAUGAUUUAGACCGUAUUGUCAAGACGAACUUUCCCUUUCACAAAACGUUUUGUGCUGGAGAAGCUCUCAAAGAUUUUUUACCGGCUUGCCUCGAAAAUGGUAUCGAAACUGUUGAUUCUAAGUUGAAGGUUCGAGCGGCAGUGAGCCUGUCAUUUUGUGAAUUCGAAGAAUCCGGACUUGAUGUAAGGCCUCAACUCUGUUUCGACCUCAAUCAUGCCGACAUUAACAAAUGUGUGGAGGAGUUGCGAAGCUCACCACAGUGGUGGACGACCUACAGUGGAUAUUAUCAACGAUUACCAAGUCUAUGCUACGAACAGUCCUUACCCUACGAAAAGGAUCAACUGCUUGCUCUUUUCCUCAACAUUACUAAAGUCUACUCGAGCUUUAGCGAGUCUGUGGAUCUUGAGCUGACUAAAAAGUUUGCAGAUCUAGAGGAAAGAAGUGCCGAAAUGAUGAACUCUUUUCAAGAAACUCUACAAAAUCAAAUUCAUGAUAUGAACGAGUUGAACGCGGACAAGCUUAGGUCCUUCACAGAUGUAUUUGAUCAGGUUAGGGAGAAAGCCUUUGGCGAUUUUACAGACGGUUUAGUGACUGUGCGCAACGAGCUUGUCGGAGCGGACACCGACUUAUGGCUUGAGCUUAAAACCCUAAGAAAGCAUUUGGAGGACGUAAACCUCGAAUUAGAAGAUCGUGAUUACGUCCAACAAAUCAGGACUCUCAAAAAUGAAGGCGUUGAACUCUCUAAAGAAGCCAAUGAGCACGGUCUUUCGCAUCUGAACACGAUGAACGAGGCGCUCGAGAAAUUAAACCUCAAGUCGACACAGCAGAUUACCGAACUGAAUUCAAACAUCGCAGAUUCUUACCUAGAUGUUUUCGUGGCUUUUCAGGAUUUUAGAGACGUGAUCCGAAACUCCAUGAUCCCUAUCAUUCAAGAUGAAAUGAACCCUCAUCUUGAUGACUUCAACCAAAAACUUUUGAGCAACCUGCAAGAUAUUGAUGCUGCUAUGGAGAGCCAUACAGAAGCCUGGAGUGAUAAUCUGCAUGAUACUUUCGAGAAAGUGAGUACUGAACUUAAUCACACCGCAGCAACUGUCCAGCAAUUGGAGAGUGAUAUCAAGGCAGCCAAGCUACAACUCGGAUUUUUUAUCAAUACCCUUCAGGCGCUCCAAAAUAUUUUACUUGCAAGUAUUCGUCGUGCCUACUACUUCGUAAGUCUCAUUCCAGUCGCGGCUCGUCCCCUUAUCGCCAUUCUCUUUAUGAAGGUAUUUUCAAUUAUCGUCAAUGCCAGCCCGAAUAUGUACACUGCAGUUGCAUAUCUGCCUCCCUUCGUGGGGGAAUUCAUUGUACUUAUGGGCGCACUGGUGGGUGGUUUGUUGCUGGGAUUCUAUACUAUGAUAUAA